Eremomyces bilateralis CBS 781.70 is the source of this 1347-nucleotide messenger RNA. RefSeq lists its product as uncharacterized. The transcript has 2 exons. The record is from RefSeq and is a predicted model, not a curated record. Bases 4 to 1347 code for a protein of 447 amino acids. NCBI's taxonomy places the organism in Eukaryota, Fungi, Ascomycota, Dothideomycetes, Eremomycetales, Eremomycetaceae.
GCCAUGUAUGGGCGAUUGCAAUUUGUUUCACCAACCAGAAUAUGGAGCCUCUGUCUUAUCUUCCCGUUGCUGGCGACCGUCUAUCUCUUCUCUACCUCAGGAACCCAUUGGUCGGGGGUAGCGAAAUCGACCGACCCUUUACUCGGUGCUAGUGGGCAGAAAAGCCAGCCACGUCCACCAAAUCCGCCGAAAGAUGACUACUGCGAUCGAUUCCCAGAUCCAGGAAAUGUGGUGAUAUCAGUCCGGACGGGCGCUACGGAGGCUAUGGAUAAGCUGCCGACCAUUCUUACGACCUAUCUCCAGUGCGCCAAACAUGUCAUUCUGUUCUCCGACAUGGAGCAGUGGAUCAUGGGACAGCACGUCCACGAUGCAUUAGAACGAGUUGCACCGUCGAUUAGAGACAGCCGCCCGGAGUUCGAGCUCUAUAGGAAGCAACAGGAGCUCAAACGCCAGAAUCGGAUGCAUGAGAUUCCUUCGCUUCGGGAUAUGAAGGAGGGAGAUAAAUCGGCUGCCUGGAUAUUGGACAAAUAUAAACAUCUACACACGAUCCAACGAACAUGGGAAUUAUAUCCUGAUAUGGAUUGGUAUGUCUUCCUUGAGGCCGAUACAUACUUGGUCUGGGCGAAUCUCCUGGCCUAUCUAUCCACUCUGGACGCGACGAAAACCACCUACUUCGGAUCACUGUCGCUAAUCAAUGACCUUGGUUUUGCACACGGCGGUAGCGGAUACUUCUUUUCCAAACCGACCAUUAGCAACUUAACAGUCGACCACCCCGGAGCUGCCGCCGAAUGGGAUCAGAAGCUGUCCGACGAAUGUUGUGGAGACUUUACAGCAUCUCGAGCAUUCGCGGAUGUGGGUAUCGAGCUGAAGAGCGUCUGGCCCAUCAUCCAAGGAGAAAGCUUAGAUACCAUACCUUUCGGACCAGACUACUGGUGUAAGCCGGUAGUCACGAUGCAUCACGUUCAACCAACCGAGGCAAGGAAACUCUAUGAUUUUGAGCGGCAUAGAGCUCACUAUAAGAAGCCCCUCAGUUUUUCGGAGCUAUUCACUGAUUUAGAGUUUCCGGUUAUAAUCUCAUCACGCGAAGAUUGGGACAAUCUAUCAGAAAACAAAGAAUUUACGACCGAUACACUUGAAGCAUGCCGCGCGGCAUGUCAUGACGCAGACGAUUGUUUCCAGUUUCACUUCAAUGGCGAGCUAUGCAGACUUCACGACAGGAUCCGAAUGGGCACACGCAAAGAUCCGGAAGGCGAAAAGCGCUGGACGAGUGAGUGGCGGGUCGAUAAAAUCAACAAAUGGGUCAAAAAUAACUUGCCAUGCAAGAUGAAGAAGCCAUGGGAGACGUGA